Messenger RNA from Linum tenue, 2302 nucleotides. Lineage: Eukaryota; Viridiplantae; Streptophyta; Magnoliopsida; Malpighiales; Linaceae. The record is from the annotation of a GenBank genome assembly.
CGGUUUCUUCGUGUGAUCAGUUUGUUGUGGAUUAAAGUAGUGAUCUUUUGAUUACUCAGCCAAUUUCAGAUUCUGGGUUGUUGAUUUCUUUCUUACCCUUUUGAUAAUUUUUUUGUAGUUCUUGAAUUGGAAGUAAUGGUUGGCUGGGUUUUGUGAAGGGUGGGGGGAUGGUAGGGUAAUAUUAUGGUCAAUGGUGGAAGCAAAGGAGGGAGUUCAUCGAUUGUGAGGGAUGCAGAAAGAGAUGAGAUUUUGAAUUUGUAUAGUGGUAGUAGUAGUAGUCAACAGCAACACAAGGGUGAAGGAUCAUCAGAAAGAAGAGUGAUGGAGACUAGUGAAGGAAGAGGGUUUUCUUCAGAUUUGUAUAGGAACACGAGUGAGGAGUUGUUCAUCAAGUCCUUGAUGGAAAGCUCUAUUGGGAUGCCAGCAGCACCAACCAUGGAGAUGCUAGGGUUUAAGAAUCUCCACCACAAUUUUCGCACCGAUAGCGAGGAGCUCUUCAAGAGCUGGCUUACUACUGGAGAGAGAAUCAUAGUUAUGGAACACCAAGCAUUGCACAUCGAACGCGACAAUCAUCUAAGAGGAUGUCCACUGAAAUCUCAAAUUUGUCAAAUCAGCAACAAGGGCAGGCAACUCUGCAACAGAAAAGAAGUACUGAUGUGCUGUUGACACAACAUAAUCAUCCAACAGCAUACGAUGUCUCGAGUAGACAAUCAAACAAUAAAGGGGUUGUUGACAGAAACAUCCAGUCCAGUAACUUAUACAUGGCCAAGGCCUGGUUUCAAAGUUCUCAACCCAUGACACGGAGCAGAUCUUCUGAACUAAGAAGGAGAUACGUAGCCAUGCAAACUACAGGAGAUAACGAUGAAAGUGGAUUAUUGAAACAAGAGUUUUCAAAUCCAAGUGGACUCGGCAGUGAUCUCUCUAUGCAUGAGGCAACGAAUCAAUUCGGAGCAUUCAACACUCCACACGCAGGAAAUACGGAUAAUGUCUCUUCAGUAGUGAGCAUGCUGAAGGGUACCCUCGAACGCAAGAAGCAGCUUGGAAAUCAUGAAACCGUGGAAGACAGCUCGAAUUCGAUCUAUCAUCACGGUCAUGGUCAAGAAGUUAUGAUGAUGAAUAGCUUCAAUCAAGGAAAUGGGGGUGGGAUGGAUAGCUUACAAGAGCUUGCAUCUGCAAUAGCAAAGAACCCCAUGUCUACUGGGCUCUUAGAGACGGUUCAGGAGGUUGUGGAUUUUGAAAUGGAAGGAUAUGCAAAUCAUCCGGUGAACCCAAUGCAGAUGAACACAGUCUCUCGAGAGCCUUCUUCUCUGAGUGAAUCUUCAGCUGCUGCACCAGUCAUUUCAUCUGGGUUCGAUGCAUGUGAUGGUCCUAGUAUUUCGAGUCAAAAUGUGACCACCUGUGAGAGCUCAAAGAAAUCUGUUGGGAAAGAUUCAGAACAAGGUGGUAGAGGCAAAGAGUUCAGAGAUAGGAUCAUCGACAAUCUGAAGGAUGAUAGAAAGAGAGGUAAAGGGCUUGUCCGGUAUGGGUCAGUGACAUCUGCUAGUUCAGUAGAGACAGGAGACCCAACUAAGAAGCGUAGAGUGGAGCGUUCUCGCAAGAUGGCUGAAGCAAAGGAAAGGAAUUUAACACCUGUGGUGCCCUCUGAUAUGCAGUCGGUGAUGAAAAGGUGUGAGAACCUUGAGAAGGAAGUAAGAUCACUCAAGCUUAACUUGUCUUUCAUGAACAGGAAGGAUUCUGAGCAGACUAAGCAGAUCGAAGAACUUCAGAAACGGAACGAGGAUUUGGUAGACGAGAAAGAACGCCUGCUAGAGGAGAUUGAGAGGAUAAUGUCUGAAACCGGGAAGGUCUGAAGCGUUAAAUUUAAUCUCACAGAUGAUGGAUGCUGACAUUUGGUUCUUUCUGCAGCCAACAGUCUAAACUACCUUUUCUUUUUGUGUUGGUAGAGAAGAACACAUAGCAACCUUGUGCUUUUGAUUCACACUUGUCUUCCACAUUCUAAUGUCAUAAAAAAGAUUCUUAGGACCGACCAUUUGUGACGAGGUUCUGGUGGGAGGAAGAAUGGUUGAUAUAUAUUUCUUCAGCAAUUGUAUCUCUACUUGCAAUUUCAAAUAAUUGCAGAUAUAACGCUUGAUAAAUUUUCAAGUGUUAUAUAUCGAUGAAUACUUUCGGCUUCUAAGUUAUUGUUUUCCCCUUUUUUGGUGACACCUUUAAUGUAUUCGAGUAUAUUUGAGACAAUAAAUGAAAUCUCAAAACUAGCAAGAACUUGAGGGUAUAUGAAAGCUGCAACCAAUUCAAUCAGCCA